Molecule: messenger RNA, 2090 nt
Organism: Contarinia nasturtii (swede midge)
Lineage: Eukaryota; Metazoa; Arthropoda; Insecta; Diptera; Cecidomyiidae
Gene: HPS1
Product: Hermansky-Pudlak syndrome 1 protein
Exons: 10
Coding region: 98-1906 (602 amino acids)
Biological process (GO): vesicle-mediated transport
Cellular component (GO): BLOC-3 complex
Molecular function (GO): guanyl-nucleotide exchange factor activity
Source: RefSeq, a predicted model, not a curated record
AUACACAACUGAGCUGUCAAACCAUCUGAUAAAGUGAAACCUUUAGUGGAUUUAAACAAUUUGCGAUAAAAUUGUUUUUAUUUGAAUUGUGAAUAAAAUGGACGGUUUAUUUGUAUUUGAUCAGCAAAAUGAUAUAAUUUUUACACAAUUAAAUGACGAAAUCAACCGGAAAUUGUAUGAAUUAGCAAAAAAACAGGAGCUAAUACCAAAUGAUGUGAUCGAAAGUGGUGAAAUUGAUACGAAUGUUGUUGUUCAACUUUUUAGUCCAAUCAUUGCGUCACAACGCAUAAUGUUUUGUCAGUUUGAUAAUUCCUAUACAUCGAUUCAGCUGGAGGACAACUUGAAUUUCGUUUUUGAAGAGUUUCUGGGCUUCUUAUUCGUGAGCAUCGCCACAGAGAGUGUGGAUUAUCAACAGCGAUACGUAGGCAUUUGCAUUGCAUUCAUAAAACAUCUAUGUGGCCCUGACAUUUAUCUACUGAAAACUAUGCCAGUGAAGGCGACCACACUUGGCAAAUUAUUGGAAAAUUGGAAAUAUCUUUAUCGAAAUGAUGAGUCGGUGUUAAUUGAAGGCGUUGAAAAUCUGCUGAUCAAUUUGGAUUUGAAGCGAGUCGCCCAGAAGGCACUUGAAACUGCAUCAGAAAACCUAAAACGUGAUCCAUACUCACAACGCAGUCAUUCGAUUUUAUUCGUUAAAAAUAAACUACUUUCCAUGUGCUCAAGUCGUUCAGCACAAGAAUUAUCAACCGGUGAUUUGAUUUUUCUGCAGAUUUACUGCCGAAAAUCGGUUUCAAUCGACGAAACACAGGUCGACUCCGAGCGAAAAGUUGAUACACAUCUGGUGUUUUUGCAGGGAAAUGUUAAUGGCUCUCAUGCUGGUUGUAUUCCACACAUUUUACACAUUUGUCACAUGGAAAACGAUGUAACUCUCAUUAUUUUACUCGAGUACGGCAGUUUGACCGUAUCUAGUGGAUUGUUUGACGUCUUUUUUGCCGUGCAUAAAAUUCGUAUUCUACAAAUGCAAAACGAUAUGGACAAUCUGAGACCGGCUUAUGAAAAUUUAGAUCAUUAUAUUAAACAGAGUUUGGACGCAAUCAAAAAAGCUAAAUACAAUAAUGCCGAUAUUGAAGGCGCCGUUAAAAAGUAUUCCAGCAAAUGGGAAUUGCUACGGAAAAAGUAUCUGGAAUUAUUCAAAAAUAGCGACCGGGAUUUAAUUCUUGCCAUUGAAUCCAACAUUCCUAGUCUCGUCGAAGCACUCAAAGAUCUAUUCAGGAUGAUUUGUAUUGAGUGUAAUACACUUCUAUAUGGUGUACAACGUGUGGCUGAAAUUGCAACGAAAAUUGAAGAAAAAUUAGUCGAAAUCUCGGAAUUCCUUCGAGUCAAAGCCCUGCAAAAUAUCGUUCUUGGAUCGGUAUUCAAAGAUAUCAAUGGUUUGGUACAUUUCAUCCAUAUAAAUCGUUCGACCGGCCGGAUUGUUGUGCCGAUUAUUGAUCCGGAUAAUAAGCGGGCGCCGCUGAUUCAAAAACAGGUAUGGAAUAUGGUAAAAAUGUCGCGGUCAUAUUUGCAAAAGGGUCAUUUAUCAUUGAUUUGGCAAGACGAUGUCUUCUUUUAUUCGUACUUCCUAUGGUUUGAAGACACUCAUGGGACACAACUCAAGCCGAAAGAAAUUCCGAGUUCAACGUCUGCCAAUGCCAUAAAACCGCACGUCGUACCCGGCGUUAUCUCGGGAGAAUUUUAUCAGUGGUUGAUUGAGACAUGUUUUCCAAAAAAUAACGGCAAAAUUAAGUGCUAUGAAUUAUACAGCAUGUAUGUGGGACUUACAUCGGCUCAUACCUUACUAGAUUUCAAUAGGCGUUUGGUGGCCAUUCUACGCGAUAAUUUGACCGGCUUCAAUGGAUUUGAUGGAUAAUCGAAAAACACUCCAAAUAUAUAAAUACAUUCCAAAUCGCAAAGCAAAUGGAAUUUUACAAGAAAAAAAAGACUUUUUUCCACAACACAAACUAGUCAUUGAUUAAGUUUAUUAUUUUUGCAUUUUCAAAGAUCAGAGAAGAGCUCCCAAACCAAAAAAUUUACCAAAAUAAAUAUAUUCGAAA